This is a messenger RNA of Trichomonas vaginalis G3, 2367 nucleotides long. Its product is annotated as vacuolar protein sorting VPSs16 family. The transcript has a single exon. NCBI's taxonomy places the organism in Eukaryota, Parabasalia, Trichomonadida, Trichomonadidae. The coding region runs from base 1 to 2367 and encodes 788 amino acids. Gene Ontology annotation, cellular component: cytoplasm; lysosomal membrane; endosome. Gene Ontology annotation, molecular function: actin binding. The record is from RefSeq and is a predicted model, not a curated record. Gene Ontology annotation, biological process: intracellular protein transport; vacuole fusion, non-autophagic; endosomal transport.
AUGGAAAAAAUGGAAUCUUUAUUUGAUACCAGCAAUCUUACGAUUGAUGAUAUCAAAACUGAUUUCGAGUAUUAUGAAUCGAUGAAUGCCCUUAAAUUGUACAUGAAAAACGUUUGGAAGACUGAGCCAGCGCCAAUAUCACAAUAUUUUGCCAUAAUUGCUGGUGGUACAAACGGAAAUAAUAUUGCAUAUACUCGUGUUCCAUCUCUUUCGUCAACAAGACAUGCAAUUGAUGUCUAUAAUCACAAAUUACAAAAAGUUGAGACAUAUAUCAAUACAGAUACAUGUAAUCGUGCAUAUAUGCAUUAUAAUUUAGAAGGACACUUAUUUUUCUUUGCGGCAAAUGGAAUUUCGAAUACAAUUACAGAAUAUUUUAAUUCAUGCAUCAUUUCAACAUACGAAUUUGAAACCACAAGUGAAGUUGUGUUCUGUCAGAUGUUAGAUUACGGAUGUGUAUGUAUUACAGAUGAUUACAAAGUUUAUUUCGUUGAAAAAUAUAAUAAUAUGGGAUAUCUCUUUUCUCUUCCAGAAGUAAGCCAAUACCCGUACUACGCAAUUGUUGAACCUAGGAAUUCCGCUAAUGAUCAGCCAAUUGUUUAUAUUGGCGACGGAAAUAAAUUAUAUGCUUGUUCUAUUACAGGAACAGUCACUAUGGAACUUCCCAAACCAGUUACAAGACUUUCCUUAUCUCCACGUUACGAUUUCAUCUCAAUUGGAUUAGGAAAUGACGAAAUUGCGAUUUUAAAGAGCGAUUUAGGCCAAGAUUUAGUUCUUCGUAUUGAUUGUGACUUACAAAAUGUUACUUACUUCGGAUGGCUCGGAGAUUCCAUUCCUUUGGUUAUUUCCGGCAAUCAAGUUUAUUUAUACGAUGUUUACAAGAUGUCAACUUACUUUGAUGUCGGCCCUGACCCCAUAUUUAUAAACUGCGGGUCUUAUGCCAUGAUUUUCUCUCAAGAACAGCUUACAAUUUUAUCUGAAUUAGGAAGUUCAUCUUUUGAAUGUAUUUCCGCCGAUACACCAGCCGGAAAACUCUGUAGAGCCUACGACAAGCGUUCUUCUGUCGAAGUAAACAAUAUAAAGCCGAAAUUGUCAGAUGCAGUUAAAAGUUGCAUUUCAGCGGCCAUGGAGUGUUGUUUUGAUGUUGACAAGCAGAAAUAUUUCCUUGCCGCUGCUGUUUUCGGCAAUUUCCAGCUCGAAUCUCCGAUAGAUAUUGAUUUUACCAUUUUAUGCCUCAGAAUCUCCAAUUCUCUCCGUAACGACCUUUUCCUAUGCAGUGGCUACGAAGAAACCGAGCGAUUGAUCAGAUCCGGCUCAGCUCCGAUGAGAUAUUGUGCUUUUGGACAGUUUGGCAGGGCAUCCAAGGUCUGCGAGCUUAUUGGCAGCCGUCCCUCUCGUGUUGUCACAGAAUGGUGUCGAAGAAUCAUGAUUUCCAGGACUUCAGAUGACAAUGAUUCCAUUUUGAGGCUUUUCAAGACCAAACUGAACUCAGGCCUCAACCCCACAGACGUUGCCUUUGCUGCCAGACGUCUAAACAACCCAGAACUCGCAAAAAGUGUCGGAUUAUUAGAAAGAUUUCUGGCAAGAAUCGUAAAUCUCUGGCUGGAAGAGGGUCUUUGGGAAGAUGCCCUUCAAGCAGCCACAGAUUCCAUGGACGAUACCAUUCUAGUUCCCUUAUUACAAAAAUGCAUAAACGCGAAUGGCGAAGAAUACCUUCAAACCAUCAUUUCCAAGAACAAGAACCUCUACUACGCCAUAGAACGAGUGUUCGGAGACUAUCCUGACAAUCCAUUGACCGUUCUUCUGAAGAAAACCGAAGUUUCGAAGGAAACAUCGGAUAUAACUGUUCGAAGAAGGGUCAGAGAGAUGGGAUUUCCAGCUAGCGCGCAGACAACAGCCAUCCUGAAUGACAUAGACCAUAGAUUCGACCUCCCUUACGUACAACACAUGGUGAAAAUGGUGAAAUUCUGUGAUGAUUUGUAUCAAUACCAAGGAUACGCGUCAAGGAAUUUGCCUUUCAACCAGGCCAUUGUUGAAGAAGCUGCUGUUGAUAUAGAUGCUGCAUUGGAUAAGUGCGAAAAGACUGGUUUCUCAAAAGAAAGAUCGAUACAGAUAAUCGCGAGAGGUUUCAUAAAGAAAAAUGACUUUGUGAAGUUGGAGAGAUUGACUGCGGACAAAUACGGGAAAUUCCACAUUAAUAUCAUCAAAACUGUUUACUUGUUGAAGGGAAAGGAACAGGCACAGAAGUUUGUCAACAUGAUACUUGAUAAGAAGAGGAACUUAGAAGCAACAACUUUCUUGAAUGAGUUCAAUGAAAAUGAAUGGGAUGAAGAUGAAAAAUAUCCUCAACAAUCUUUCUUCACAAAAUAA